GCCGUGCUACGGGCGUCCGGGUUCUCCAGGCCCCGCACCGCGGGAUCGGGGUCGGUGGGCUCGGGCUCAGCCUUCGCCUGGGGACAGCCGGACCGCCCCUAGCUUCUUGCCCCACCACUCAGCCCCUGCCCCAGUCCCCCUUGCGGUGGUCCUUCUGGGCGUCGGGUGGCUCAGCUCUCAUCCCCAAGGCCGUCAGAAUGGUGUCCUGGAUGAUCUGUCGCCUGGUGGUGCUGGUAUUUGGGAUGCUGUAUCCGUCUUACGCUUCCUACAAGGCUGUGAAGACCAAGAACAUUCGUGAAUAUGUGCGGUGGAUGAUGUAUUGGAUCGUCUUUGCAAUCUUCAUGGCAGCAGAGACCUUCACAGACGCCUUCAUCUCCUGGUUCCCUUUCUACUAUGAGAUCAAGAUGGCCUUUGUGCUGUGGCUGCUCUCACCCUAUACCAAGGGGGCCAGCCUGCUUUACCGAAAGUUUGUGCAUCCAUCCCUGUCCCGCCAUGAGAAGGAGAUCGAUGCAUACAUAGUGCAGGCCAAGGAGCGCAGCUACGAGACGGUGCUCACCCUCGGGAAGCGAAGCCUCAACAUUGCUGCCUCAGCUGCUGUGCAGGCUGCCACCAAGAGUCAGGGCGCGCUGGCUGGCAGGCUGCGGAGUUUCUCCAUGCAAGACCUGCGCUCCAUCCCCGACACCUCUGCCCCCACAUACCAGAAUCCCCUGUACCUGGAGGAUGAGGUGCCCCGCCGGAGACCACCCAUCAGGUACCGGGCAGGAGGCCUGCAGGACAGUGACACAGAGGAUGGGUGCUGGUCUGAUACCGAGGCAGCCCCCCAGCCACCUGCCCGGCCCCGAGAAAAGCCGCUGAACCGGAGCCAGAGCCUGCGCAUGGUCAAGAGGAAGCCAACUGUGCGGGAGGGAACCUCCCGCUCUCUGAAGGUUCGGACACGGAAAAAGACCGUGCCCUCUGACAUGGACAGCUAGGGCCUGCACAGCCAGGACAUCUUACCUCAUGCCCAGAAGGGCACUGGGAGCUGUCUGCAGGGACCUAAACUGCACGUCUGGCCUGCCUGCCCCAGUGCCUGUUUCCUGCGGGGGAACCCCUGGGGUGAACCCGCAAGGUACCAAAGCCGCUGGGCCCACAGCCCUAUUUAUUGCCUUCCUCAACCCUCCACCUUCCCAGGUGUGGCAUUAGAGCCCUCUAAACCCUUGUCGAUGAAACCAAAAAUCUGCCCAACUGUGUGCCUUCCUUCCUGUCCUUCAAAGUACUUGAUAGCCUUUUCCAAGGCCUGGUGUGUGUGUCGCAGUUGUGUGUUUUGUGUUGGUGAAUGAGGUCAGGCUUGUGAACGUUUUGAUAAAUAAAUAAGUAAAGAUGU
This is a messenger RNA of Fukomys damarensis (Damara mole-rat), 1363 nucleotides long. It is a transcript of the gene Reep4, whose product is annotated as receptor accessory protein 4. Gene Ontology annotation, biological process: endoplasmic reticulum tubular network organization. Gene Ontology annotation, cellular component: endoplasmic reticulum membrane; endoplasmic reticulum tubular network; cytoplasmic microtubule. Lineage: Eukaryota; Metazoa; Chordata; Mammalia; Rodentia; Bathyergidae. Gene Ontology annotation, molecular function: microtubule binding. The transcript has 8 exons. The coding region runs from base 198 to 971 and encodes 257 amino acids. The record is from RefSeq and is a predicted model, not a curated record.